AUGUCUACACAACAAGAAUUACCAAUCAUGAAUCAGUAAACUCCUUAGCCAUCAAGCUAAAUUUCAAAAGUUUAAUACCCAAUACUGAGUAAUGUAGUGCCAGCAGCCUAAUAUAUUCAAUUGGAUGAUGUUUAACAAGCAGUAGCCGAGAAGUCAGUUUUGAUUGAUAUUAAUUCAGAUAGAUCAACAUUCCUAAUUGAAUACUACAAAAAGAUAUUACUCUAACAUACAAUCAUAUUUGGGUUGUUUUUAUUAGGAUUGACAAAAUGGUUUAGUUCAAUAGUUGUUAUUCAUCACUAUUGGUGGAGUUAUUUUAGAUGGACUUGGUAUGUUAUUUUAGGAUUGCUGAUUGCUUUAGUAUUAGUACUUCCAAUCUUGAGAAAAUAUAGAUGCAUUGUUUCAUAAUAAUCCAAAUUGUUCCAUCUCCAAUCAGUAUUAAUAGCAUUUCUUUUAAUCGGAGUUGCUGGAAAUCAAAGAGGAAAUAGCAAUCACAAAACAGUAAAUGUAUGGAUCAUCUUGGUUUUGUUGAUUUUGAUUGGUCACGAUUUACUUCAAAUUGUUAUAGUGAAAACUCAAAGGACUCAUUAUUACACUGCUUUAAUGAAAUUUACUAUAAUGGGAUCAUUGGGAUUAAAUUUCAUCGUUGGUUUGUCACAUAAGAACCUUGACAGAGCAUUUCCAAUUUCUGAAAUAAUCAUCAUCUACGCUCUUUAUUAUUUCAAUUAAUUGAAUGAUUAAUUAUUGAAAUAGACUCAUGAAUUACCAGAAGAAUUAUCAAUUUUUGAGAGAAUCCAAUAGCUUACUUUGAUUAGAAAUUUAUUUAACUAGGAAGCAAGAUAGAAUCAAAUAAUCGAAUAAAUAUAAGACACUCAUUGUGUGAUUAGCAAGCAUCUUGUAAUAGUGAUUGGAUCAGGUGUUGGAUAUAUUGCAGUUUUAGUGUUGAGUAUUGUAACUGGAAAUGGAUUUUUGAUAUUUACAGUGAUCUUGGGAUCCAUCUCAAUGUUGAGUGUGAUAUUAGAGACCUAAGUUGCUUCAAGAAGUUUAAAACCAGAAGACUCUCAUUAUGCAGUUUGCUUGACUUAUCUUGACAUGGCCAGUCCCCUUAGAUUAUUAUUGAGAAGUUUAUUCAAUAAAUGAAUAUCAAAAUAUUUAUAAUCAUACUUUCAUAAGUUAA
Molecule: messenger RNA, 1174 nt
Organism: Paramecium tetraurelia
Lineage: Eukaryota; Ciliophora; Oligohymenophorea; Peniculida; Parameciidae
Exons: 3
Source: RefSeq, a predicted model, not a curated record